Messenger RNA from Closterium sp. Naga37s-1, 1194 nucleotides. The record is from the annotation of a GenBank genome assembly. NCBI's taxonomy places the organism in Eukaryota, Viridiplantae, Streptophyta, Zygnematophyceae, Desmidiales, Closteriaceae.
AUGGGCGUGGAGAGCGGGAAGAACGGGCUUGCGACGUAUUACCGAGGAGCAAUCGAGCAGAUCGAUGUCAACCUCAGAGAGAAGACCAAGAAUCUUCGUCGGCUCGAGGCUCAGCGAAAUGAACUGAACGCCAAAGUGCGGGCGCUGAAGGAGGAGCUGCAGCUGCUGCAGGAGCCGGGGUCGUAUGUGGGCGAGGUGGUCAAGGUCAUGGGCAAGACCAAGGUGCUCGUCAAGGUGCACCCGGAGGGCAAGUACGUGGUGGACGUGGACAAGGGCAUCGACCUGACGAAGCUGACGCCCAGCACGCGCGUGGCGCUGCGCAACGACAGCUACGUGCUGCACCUGGUGCUGCCCAGCAAGGUGGACCCGCUCGUGUCGCUCAUGCGCGUCGAGAAGGUGCCCGACUCCACCUACGACAUGAUUGGUGGCCUGGACCAGCAGAUCAAGGAGAUCAAGGAGGUGAUUGAGCUGCCCAUCAAGCACCCGGAGCUCUUUGAGAGCCUUGGAAUUGCCCAGCCCAAGGGAGUGCUGCUGUAUGGUCCUCCCGGCACGGGCAAGACUCUGCUGGCGAGAGCAGUGGCGCACCACACGGACUGCACGUUCAUCCGCGUGUCGGGGUCAGAGCUCGUGCAGAAGUACAUUGGCGAGGGCUCUCGCAUGGUGCGCGAACUCUUCGUCAUGGCCAGGGAGCACGCUCCGUCAAUCAUCUUCAUGGACGAGAUUGACAGCAUCGGGUCGGCGCGCAUGGAGUCAGGCAGUGGCAACGGGGACAGUGAGGUGCAGCGCACCAUGCUCGAGCUGCUCAACCAGCUCGACGGCUUUGAGGCCUCCAAUCAGAUCAAGGUGCUGAUGGCGACCAACAGGAUUGACAUUUUGGACCCAGCUCUUCUCAGGCCUGGCCGCAUCGACCGCAAGAUUGAGUUCCCCAACCCAAGCGAAGAGUCUCGUGUGGACAUUCUGAAGAUCCACUCGCGCAAGAUGAACUUGAUGAGGGGCAUUGACCUUGCCAAGAUAGCUGGGAAGAUGAAUGGAGCAAGUGGUGCUGAGCUCAAGGCUGUUUGCACAGAAGCUGGCAUGUUUGCACUCAGGGAGCGAAGGGUCCAUGUGAUGCAGGAAGAUUUUGAGAUGGCAGUGGGGAAGGUCAUGAAGAAGGAUUCGGAGCAGAACAUGUCUUUGAAGAAGUUGUGGCGUUAA